AUGAGCGACGAGGCGGCUGAAUUGGAGAUGCCUUUGGUCCAAGAUGCCAAGCUGACCGAGGUGAUGAGGAUCCGGGUGAAGAGCCUCGAGCAGAGGAAGGAGAAACCUCAAGACGGCGAGAAGCUCCUCCGCCCCAACGAGUUUGUGUUCCGGCUGGACUUCUCCCGUCAGCACGGCCUCCGUUUCCUGAGCUGGAAAGUGACCCUGGACCAGCCAGGCAAGGCCACCAUUAUCGGCACCUCUCAACACUGGACACCGGAUUUGACCAACCUCAUGCGAAGGCAGCUCUUGGACCCGGUGGGGACGUUCUGGAAGAAGCCGGACAUGCCCGAUGUGGUCGACUGCAACGAAGCGGACGCCCUGGAGUUUGGGGAAAGGUUGGUGGAGCUGGCCAGAAUCCGGAAAGUGAUGUAUUUCCUCGUGGCCUUCACCGACGGCCUCGAGCCAGCUCACCUGAAAUGCUCCGUGGUGUUCAAAAUCUGA
Notechis scutatus (mainland tiger snake) is the source of this 483-nucleotide messenger RNA. The record is from RefSeq and is a predicted model, not a curated record. Lineage: Eukaryota; Metazoa; Chordata; Lepidosauria; Squamata; Elapidae.